AUGUCUACUUUCAAAGGCGACGAUGCUCCCUCUCAACAACACGCCGAAGACGUGGAGUCUCAGAUCGCGAAGCCAGAUCUUCAUCCUCAGAAUGGCGAUGCCGUCGCUCAGAUGAUUGGUGCUCAGCACAUUGAAGUCACCGAAGAAGACAAUAAACGCCUCCGCCGAAAGACCGACAAACACGUCCUCUCCAUCCUCGUCUGGGUCUACUUCCUCCAGAUCCUCGAUAAAUCCGUCCUCGGCUACGGCGCAGUAUGGGGCAUGCGUGAAGACACCAACCUCAGCGGAAACGAAUACUCCAUGGUCUCCUCCAUGGCGCCCAUCGCACAACUUGUCUGGCUACCCUUCUCUUCGUGGCUGAUGGUCAAGAUUCCUCAUCGCAUUUUUAUGGCUAGUCUUGUGUUUGGCUGGGGUGCUGCGCAGACGUGCAUGGCCGCUUGUACUAGCUACCAGGGCCUUCUUGCAACGCGCUUCUUGCUGGGUUUGUUUGAGGCUGCGUGCCUGCCUCUGUUCUCAGUCAUUACGUCGCAGUGGUAUAGACGCGCUGAACAGCCGAUGCGUGUGGCUUGUUGGUACGGAACGAACGGUCUUGCGAAUAUGUUUGCUGCUGCGCUUUCCUUUGGUCUGGGCCAGAUCAACGGCUCGCUUGCAUCGUGGCGCAUCCUCUUCCUUUUCGCUGGCCUCAUCACCGUUAUCACAGCACCUGUUGUGUACCUGGUCCUUGACAACGACAUUCCUUCUGCGCGCUUCUUGACCGAGCAUGAGAAGCUUCAAACCAUCGAGCGUCUGCGUGCCAAUCAGACUGGUACUGGAAGUCGCAACUUUAUCUGGAAGCAGGCCUUCGAGGCCCUCAUUGAACCAAAGACUUGGCUCUUCAUCAGCAUGGCUUUGUGUCUCAAUGUCACUGCCGCUGUAACCAACACCUUUGGUCCUAUCAUCGUUGGUGGCUUCGGUUUCGAUAAGGGCGUUACAUCGCUUCUCAACAUUCCCUUCGGCGCUGUGCAACUCCUCGUCAUCUUCCCCGCCUCAUACCUCGCACACCGAUACCGUGUCAAGUCCAUCUUCCUCAUCGCCGUCAUGCUCCCCGUCCUCGCAGGCGCAGUCAUGCUUCACCAACUCAACCGCGAUCACGUCGCUCCUCUCCUCGCGGCAUACUACAUGCUCGCCUUCCUCUUCGGCGGUAACCCUCUCAUCGUAUCAUGGAUGAUCUCCAACAUUGCCGGUACCACCAAGAAGUCGGUCAUCAUGUCCUUGUACAACAUUGGUGUUUCAGCUGGUAACAUCAUCGGGCCCUUGCUCUUCAGCUCCAAGGAUGCGCCGUACUAUAAGCCUGGUCUCACCAAGACUAUGGGUAUUACUGGUGCUUUGAUUGGUGUCAUCCUUUUGCAGUUGGUCAAUCUUAUGUUCUUGAACAAGAUGCAGGAGAGGAAGAGGGUCAAUAAUGGAAAGCCUGCCAAGAUUAGGGAUCUGAGUAUGGAGCAUCACUAUGUGGCGAAUGCUCAGGAUAAUGAUGAGGAUGGUUUGGGACAGAAUGCCUUCAUGGAUCUCACUGAUUCCAAGAACGAUGAGUUUGUCUAUGUCUACUGA
Molecule: messenger RNA, 1587 nt
Organism: Fusarium mangiferae
Lineage: Eukaryota; Fungi; Ascomycota; Sordariomycetes; Hypocreales; Nectriaceae
Exons: 2
Coding region: 1-1587 (528 amino acids)
Biological process (GO): transmembrane transport
Cellular component (GO): membrane
Molecular function (GO): transmembrane transporter activity
Source: RefSeq, a predicted model, not a curated record